GGUAAGGAAGAAAUGUGCUUCAGUUCAUCACUACCAUAAGCUAGCCCUACCCUUCGAAAGCAAUCCCAAACAUCAACACACCCUUCACGAUCGCAGCUCUCCUCCAUGUACGACAGCAAUGCUCUCCUCCAUGGGCAACGGCGCGGUGCUCCCUUCCACGAGCGUCGAUGCAGUGCUCUCCUCCACGGGUGUCGGCGCGGUCAUCUUCUCCACGGCGACGGCGCGGGCGCUCUUCGUUUUGUGCCAAACCACCACCGUCGAGAAACCCCUCUCCCUUCUCUUCUCCUUCUUCCUCUUCUUCCUCUCUCUCACCUCCUCCUUUUCACGAGCUCUGACAACUCUACACGCAGCUGUAAUCCCCCUCCUCCUCCUCUGCGUAUUGGUUUUUCACUGCUUUUCCAAUGAGGUGCGAUUCUCUACACUGGUUGUUGCUGAUUCGGCAAUUUCUGGUUUUCCACAUUGAUUCUGGUACUUUUCCCCUUUGAUUUCUUCAUUUUUAAUGUAAAUUACAGAAUAAUUAAUUUUCAUAAUUCGCUGAGUUAACUAUUUCAUAUAGAAUCGAUUAUUGUUUUUUGUUUGUUUGUUCUGUUGGCCACUUUGAUUAAGUUAAAUAAUUCAUAGAGAAUAAUGUAAAUUUUAUUCUUUACUCCUUUAUAGAGAAAUAUUGCCACUUUGUUAAUUGUUAUUGAUUUUAAUUUGUUAAUGGUUAAUUAUUAGUACUGCUGCCAAGGUAGUUAGAAUCGCGAGUUAACUUGCAAAAUCAUAUGUGUUUGCGUUUCUAUUCCUCCAUUUCAUAACGUUCUUGCUCUGCGUCUCAGAGAAGUAGUGUUCGCAUAGAAUCGACGAGUAAGCACACCAAAUCGCCAGAAUCGCAUCUAUGGUGGUGACUGAUAUCCAAGGUAGCAGGGUGGCGAGAAGUUACUGUCCAUGCCCCAAUUCAAAACCAAACUCAAAUCCAAGCCGCAAUCCUUUGAGAAGAAGGCUUGAACCGUAGGUUUAUGUAUGUUAAGCUUUAUGUCUCCAUUUUUUUCAGGACAAUAGGUAACUGAUUAACUGGUUAUAUAGAUUUUAUAUUCCCUUGUUUGCUUUGUAACAAUUUCUCUGAUGUCUUUGAUGAAGAGUAGUUCAUUAAUUCUUUAGCUAAUGAUGUAAAAUUAUUAACAAGCUACUUAAAACACUAUUUCAUGCUACCAACAUGGUGAUCCAGUUCAAAAGCUGGUCUGGUAUGGAAAUACUAUAGGUAAAGUCAUAACAUUCAGAGAAAUUGAUGCUAGAAUUUAGGUGCCUAAGUUAAAUAAUGUGACUAGUAAUUAUAUGAUGAUGUAUGUGAGAAUAGUAUUAGGCACCUCAUAGAUCAUAUAUUCAUAUGGUUGAAUUAUCAUGUAUCAAUAUAUGGUAAUAAGCAUCUUUAUUUUUUUAGGUAGUGGCUUUUCUUUUCUUUUCUUUUUUUCUUCUUUCAUUUAUUCUGUGUGAUAUCUUUAAGCUCUUUCAGUAGGAUUCAAGUUAAAGGGAAAAGAACAAGAAAGAAGGAACAAAAAGAGCAGUUUGUGACACUAUUAAAAUUUUAGUUUUCAAGGUGUCUGUUUUUUUUUCUUUAGUUUUCUUUUGAGUGCUAUUUGAUGUCAUAUAUAUCAUUAUUG
Molecule: messenger RNA, 1640 nt
Organism: Arachis ipaensis
Lineage: Eukaryota; Viridiplantae; Streptophyta; Magnoliopsida; Fabales; Fabaceae
Source: RefSeq, a predicted model, not a curated record